AUGUCUCCGUCCCCCUCCACCCUCCUCUGUCUUGGGCUGUGUCUGGGGCAGGUUCGAGCGCAGAGCGGGACCCUCCCCAAGCCCUCCUUGCAGGCGGUGCCCAGCUCCCUGGUGCCCCUGGAGAAGCCAGUGACCAUCCGGUGCCAGGGGCCCCCAGGCGUGGACCUGUACCGCCUGGAGAAGCUGAGUUCCGACAAGUACGAGGACCAGGCCUUCCUCUCCAUCCCCGCCAUGAGGAGAGAGCACGCCGGCCGCUACCGCUGCUCCUAUCAGAACGGGAGCCUCUGGUCCCCAGCCAGCGACCAGCUGGAGCUGGUGGCCACUGGAGUUUAUGCCAAGCCCUCGCUCUCAGCCCAGCCUGGCCCAGCAGUGUCUCCAGGAGGGGAUGUGACCCUACAGUGUCAGACUCCAUAUAGCUUUGACCAGUUUGCUCUGUACAAGGAGGGAGACCCUGGACCCUACAAGAGACCUGAAAGAUGGUACCGGGCCAGUUUUCCCCUCAUCACUGUGACUGCUGCCCACAGUGGAACCUACCGAUGCUACAGUUUUACCAGCUCGGACCCGUACUCGUGGUCAGCCCCCAGCGACCCCCUAAAGCUCGUGGUCACAGGACCCUCAGUGACCCCUAGUCAGUUACCAACAGAACAUGGACAUACCCCAUUCCCUUUCUCCUCUCUAAGCCUCUGGGGAAUGGAACAACUCACUCACAAAGACAGUCUCCACCGCCGAGAGACCUCCACAUGCUGUGUCCAGGGCUCGGGUAGGGGGAGGACAGAGCAUGUGGUGGAGGUGGGUGUGAUGUUGGGGAACAGGAGCAUCCUGGGUAGUGUGGCCUUUCCAAGGAUAGCAGAGCCAAGGCCAUGGUGGGAAGACCACCGCAUCUCCAUGCACUGCCCUGUCAGCUUCUCAGAGACUUCUAGGAUUAUCACCACCUCUAGUCCAGAGAAACCCAGCUCCCCAACCGUGCCUGCCCGGCUGCAGUAUGCCAAGGGCAACCUGGCCCAGAUAUGUCUUGGUGCUGUGAUCCUAAUGCUCCUGGUGGGGUUCCUGGCAGAGGAUUGGCACAGCCGGAGGAGACCCCUGCUGCACAGGGUCCGCGCUGUGCAGAGGCCACUGCCGUCCCUCCCCCAGAUCCAGAAAUCACACAGCUUGAGCAAUCUGUACCUGGGUAAUCAUAAACUUAAAAUUCCGUCUCCUGUUCACAGAUCUUGUUUCCAGAUUUAUAGAGGAGCAGAGCCCAAAAUUCCAUGUCUUAGUAGCAUUGUGGCUGUGCUGAAGGGCCCGUAUAUUUACAGGAACAAAGAUGUUGAUCAACAGGUUGGAGAUCCAGCAGAGAAAGCAGGAGAAGCCAACAUUCUUCAAAGUUGCAUCUUUGAGCUUCCUCCACCCCCCAGUUCUAGGGCUGAUGGUGAUGGCCUGAAAACUGCUCAAGUGGCAAGUAGAGCAGAGAGAAAGGCCCCGGGCCAUUCUGUGAAAAUAAGUGACAAGUUUACACCCCAUAUUUCCCAGGGUGUGUGUCACUCCCCAGAUAAAUAUCAUCUGAGGGAUCCCCUUGAAGAGAAGAAAGAAGAAGUUGGCCGCAGCCAGGUUGGUGAGGAUCAGGUGUGCGGGCCUGGGUGUCCGGCCGGUGCAGGUGAUGAAGGUGUAGGAGAAGAGAAGAAAGGUGUUCCCCAGGACCCCAGUCCCAGUCUGGACCACAAACAGUAG
This is a messenger RNA of Nycticebus coucang (slow loris), 1707 nucleotides long. It is a transcript of the gene GP6, whose product is annotated as glycoprotein VI platelet. Bases 1 to 1707 code for a protein of 568 amino acids. The record is from RefSeq and is a predicted model, not a curated record. NCBI's taxonomy places the organism in Eukaryota, Metazoa, Chordata, Mammalia, Primates, Lorisidae. The transcript has 11 exons.